Molecule: messenger RNA, 2279 nt
Organism: Nicotiana tabacum (common tobacco)
Lineage: Eukaryota; Viridiplantae; Streptophyta; Magnoliopsida; Solanales; Solanaceae
Source: RefSeq, a predicted model, not a curated record
CGUUCUAAAAUCCAGAAUCCAUAAAAAUCCAGAAUCCAUAAAAUUGAAAUUCUGGCUCCGCCUCUGCACGGGAGACUAUGUUCAAGUUGGCUUGUAAAUAAUGCUGUGAACUCCUUUGGACUAGACAUUCAAGAUUAACAAGAAAAUCGUAAGGAAAAGAGGUAACCUUUAUUCAGUUGUUUGGGACAAAAUUUUCUCUUUAUUAAUUUUGUUAACUCAACAGCAACAAAUAAGCCUCAGCCAAGUUGUGGCCACUAUUACUUUCUUUAUUUUUCCUUAAUUUCUUAACUUACUUUUUUGCAAGAGGAUUUUUUGCUUAUAUUUCCGACAUAUAAUUCAUACAUGUUGCUUCACAAUAUAGAUUUUAAACUUGAAUUUAUUCCUUUCUAACUUUCCUAAUAUUCUUUAUUAUAUGAGAAACGUAACAAAGUUUUUUUUUUUUUUUUUUUGGGAGGAGGAAUUGGCGCUAUAUAAGUAAUUUUCAAUACAUUUAUUUUACUUUCGGAUUAAACAAGUGUCAAUUUGAUUCUAACAUACAUUGUUUUUCAAUUGCCAUUUAUUAUCAAAAUCUGAAUAUUACAAAUAACGUACUUUAAUAGAUUUCGAAUAAUGUGCAAUAUGCACAAAUAGUUCAAAAGUUAAAUCCUAAUCCAAAAAGGAAAAGUUCCUAAUUUAAAACAGAAGGGUUUCUCCUUCUUAUAAAUCGUACCUCAAAAGAAACUCGGGCGGGAGUAAGAUAAAUUUGGGUAAAUACUUACACCUGGUGCUGGAAUAACUUUUGCAUCAACUCUGAAUUGGGUUUUCAAAUGAGCGGUUGAGAAGGGAGAAUUUAAAAGUAGUAGUACAAAAUCCUUAUGCUAAAAUUUCCCAUCUUGUUCAAUGCCCAUGUUUAAGCGACCAAAGGUAUUCGCAAUACGUAGUUUUCCAGAAGGUUUUACGCGAUUUGCUAAACAUGUUAUAGAGAAAACUGAGGAAGAUAUUGAUAAUGAAGUAGAAAUUGAAUCUAUAGGGUCUCACGAGCCGGAUGCUGAGGUUCGGGGAAAGUUAGUGUUUGGUGAAAAGAAUGUCAUAUCCUCCGGAGUUCAAGCUAUGAAUGUUGAGCCAAUUGUUAUUUCUGAACAAAAGGCAGAUGCAGAAUUAGGUAUUCAUAUGCCAGAGGAUCUGAAGGAUGGUAAAAAAAUUGCUCGAACCGAACCUAUUGAGUGUGGAAGCACUGAGCAUGUAGACUUGAUUAAGGUUGUGGAUACACAUAAGCAGAAUGCUCGGGUGGACAAUGGAGCUUAUCUUCACCUGGUCGACAAGUUGAAAUCGGGAGAAUGUGAUAUGACCAAGCUAAAGAGGUGUAAGGUUUACGCAGUUCGUGAUUUUCCAAAGGAUUUUAAGAAUUAUGAGGACGUUGACCAGAAAUCCCAAGAGGAUUAUGUGCAGGAAUCUGGUGAUAUCCAUGUUGAUCAUAAAUAUAAAGAGGAUCAUGUUAAGGAAACAAAUGAUGACUCUAAUAAACAUUUGAAGGUUGAUUUUGGAUGUCAAGGAGAUUUAGUGGAUCCUGUUGUCGAUGCAAUAUCAUGUGUAGAAGAAUAUGAGGAACAGGAGCCUGAGGUGACAAUUGAUUUAGAGGAAGUAAUACAAUCGGAUGUAGAUUUGGAGUUGCAUGAGGCUUUCGAGGAUGAAGAAACCAUCGCCCAGUUUGAAUGCAGGGAGCAUGAUAAUAACAGUUGUGGGUUUCCAAAAAGACGUAAAAUGUAUGCAACUCGUGAUUUUCCAGAUGCAUUUAAGAUCUUUAAAUCGCAUAAGGAGGCAUCGGGCAAAAAUCAGGAUCACCGAGCAGCUGACAAAUUGGCAGGGAAUAUUGAAGCAACCUGUGAUUCCCAAGAUGAUGUAGAACGCAUGAAUAAUAAUGUUAUGCCGGAUUCAAGGGCUACACUAAGAUGUCCCAGCAUGACAAGCAAAUCCUACCAAUCAGAUAUUAAAUCUCAUCAAAACAAAGGCAAAAGCAAAGGCAAAGGCGUAGCUCCAAAGCGAAAACAGAGUGAAAAAUCAGCGCCAAUAACUGUCAUUCUGGCAUUGACAGCUCCUACAAAAUGUCAAUGUAGACCUGGGCAAACUUAUUCUAGAACAAAAGCUACAGCAAAGAAUGCGUAAUCUUGGCUCAGUUUUCUGAUGGAAUGGAAGUGGCAUGCUAAAAGCAGCCAAAGGUAAUUCAUUAGCAUCUUCUUGUGACGCUAUUUAAAAAGAAUAUAACUUUUUCCAUCAAUAAAUAACACUUGCUAGUUCAUUUA